Molecule: messenger RNA, 3474 nt
Organism: Calliphora vicina (urban bluebottle blowfly)
Lineage: Eukaryota; Metazoa; Arthropoda; Insecta; Diptera; Calliphoridae
Product: transcription factor Sp2-like
Exons: 7
Coding region: 495-2762 (755 amino acids)
Biological process (GO): regulation of transcription by RNA polymerase II
Cellular component (GO): PcG protein complex; chromatin; transcription regulator complex
Molecular function (GO): DNA-binding transcription factor activity, RNA polymerase II-specific; RNA polymerase II cis-regulatory region sequence-specific DNA binding
Source: RefSeq, a predicted model, not a curated record
GAAAACAACUAAUAAUGCAUAAAAACAUUUUUGUGAUAAAUUAUAGAAUAUAUAAAAAAAUAUGUAAAAUUUAACACAUGAUUUUGAAACUAACCAAAUAAUACAAAUACAGUAAAAGCUGAAAGUGUUACAAAGCAUAAAAAGAUAAAAAAAAUACAUGAAACUUCAUAAAAGUGGAAAAUAACAAAAAGGCGUACAAAAUCAACACAAAAUAUCUCAAUUUGUAUUAUUAUUCUUAUAGUUUUUCAAAUAAAUUACACAUAAUUUGAUAAUAUACCUAGAUAAUUUUAUUAAAAACCAAAAAAAUAAAGCAAAAACACAACAUAUUUAAUAACAAAAGGCAUCGUAAAUUAUUGACAAACCAAAGAAGACCGAAUUCAGAAAAUGCUUAUAAUUGCUUUAUACGAUCUCAGGAAAUUUAUCAAAAAUUUUACAGUAUUUUAAACAUGAUAUGGUGAAGAAAUUAAAAAAAAAACAGUUUUAUUGUUGAAUAAAUGUUGAAUAAAACUACAAAAAUUUUCAAUUUUGUCAAAAACAUUUCACAACCUGAUAUUAAAUGUGAAACACAAGGAGGUGCCAUAGCGGUAACAAAACAGGCAAACGAUCAUUUAACGGAUCACCACAAUAAUAACUUUUCCAAUUUAGUGAUGACGACAUACACACAAUAUGGUAUACUAGUCAGAAAUGAUCAAUUUGAGGACGUAGCGGAUGUAGCAGCUGCGUCUUUAUCAAUAAUUCAACCCAUACAUGAUAUAGCUGAUAAUGAUGGUAUUGAUGAAGACCCUAACGAAGUUCACCAUAAUGAGGAUAUGUGUAUCAAAUCCUCAGAUUGUCAAAGCUUAGUUAUGCAUUCCAUAGACGAUGUUUUGAUACAAGAAGAUAUGGGCAUACAUGCUGAUCAUCAAUUAACCAAUCAUGUAUAUUUGAAUGCGUCGUCACCUUUUCAUCCGGAUAUGUUUAUACCGUCUCAAACAUCUAUACCCUUGAACUCAUCUGCAGCUACUCUAAUAAAUUCAUCCAGCAACAAAAAACGAAAAAAAAAUCAAAGUAUUUCUUCGUUUGCUGUAAAUAAUUUAUCGUCUAAUCAAAGUGUGAAUAUAUUAAAUAGCGAUCUCCAAGGUUAUUCUAAUUUAAAGCCCAGUUCUAGUGAGACAUUAUCUUCAGAUAUAAACACUUCAAGAAUACCGCCAACAGUUCAAAGCAACCAAAAAUUUCAGCCGUUAACAUCGAAACCAAAUUUUUUCCAGUCAACAACUACACCGUUAAAUAAAUGUGUCUCCUCCAGUCAUGAUGGUCGAGGAGGCGAAGCAGUAAUGGAGGAGACUAUGAAACCUAGGCGUUGGGAGCAGAAGCAAGUACAAAUCAAAACAUUGGAGGGAGAAUUCAGUGUGACUAUGUGGGCAUCUGGAAUAUCCGAUGAUGAAGAAGAGCAAGAUGAUGCAUUAACUAUUAAUCCUGAAAAUUCCGAUUGUCAGCAGAAUGAUCAGCAGGAUAUAAACCAGCAAUAUCAAAAAUUUUCCAAUCGUUGUGCAAACACCAAUGUAAUUACAACUACAAGUACGUCACCAGCCACCUCAUUACCCGCCAAUUUACUUGAUACUGCAUGUAAUUUGCAACCAGAAAUAUUACAGCAGCAUAUAUUGAUGCAACAACAGCAACAUCAACUUAUAAUAGAGGAUGCAGCCUCAACUGUAAAAAAUGGUUUGACUAUUUCUUACAAUUUACCAGGAGAUGUAAACUUAAAUCAAAUCAAUGAUAGCAAAAAACCACAAAAUAUUUGCUCACGAUCCAAUCCCUACACAGACAAAUCAAAAAGGAUAACAGAAUCCACCAACAAUACACAUCAAAUAAAUUCUUCCAAUAUUCUCCAGCAGCCCACGAUAACCACCAAUACGUUAAUAACAACAAACUCUCCGCAUUCUACGCCAGAUAUUGUUAAUCCUACUACCUUAUUGUCUAAUAUUAAUGAAACUAGUAAUUCAACAUUAACAAGUAUAACAUCCGAUGAGGACGCUUCCUCUAACCAUGUUCAAAUAAACACCUUCAAUGGAAAUAACACUACGGCGAAUACUUUACAAAUGACUGGAUCACAAAAUGGGCGCCUCUUACCUAUGGGUGUAGUUUUGCAAAACAUAAAUAAUGAGCAACCAAAAAAUACAACUUUAACAACGCCUCCUCCAUUAAGCUAUAACUCACACGAUACCUUAUCGAGCAACACUGCCGCAACGAAUGUGAUUCCAGUAGGACCAGACAAAAAAAUCGCCUGCCCUCACAAGGGCUGCAAUAAACUAUUUCGUGAUAUGUCCGCUAUGCGUAAACACUUGCACACACAUGGUCCUCGUGUCCAUGUAUGUUCCGAAUGUGGGAAAGCAUUUGUAGAAAGUUCAAAGUUAAAACGACAUCAAUUGGUGCACACGGGAGAAAAACCAUUUCAAUGUACCUUUGAGGGAUGUGGUAAACGUUUUUCAUUAGAUUUUAAUUUAAGAACUCAUGUUCGUAUACAUACUGGUGAUAGACCCUACGUUUGCCCUUUUGAUGGUUGUAAUAAGAAAUUUGCACAAUCUACAAAUCUAAAGUCUCACAUUCUUACACAUGCCAAAUCUAAGCGAAGUACAUCAUCGAUGGCUGUACGUAGUGGAAGCAAUACAAGUAAUAAUGAUUCUAACAGUCCUCCCGUACAACUUUCGUCAACCAAUAAUUUUAUAAAAAUGGAAAUGAACGAAAUGGACUCAAAUUCAUCAUAUGUUGUAUACACUGAGUAAUAGGAUUUAUAUCAAGGUCUAACAAACAAAGAUAUAUUUAAUUUAUUAUUGAAUUUUAAGUUAAAUUAGCAGCUGUAACAUAUUUGUUUUGAAUUAUUGGUAAAUAAGUUAGUUACAUAACAAAUUAAGUGUUUUCAUAAAUGGUUAAAUCAUUAACCAAAUUGUAUAAAUUCUGGAUAAACUACUAGUUAAGAAAAAGAAAUUGUAGAAUACAAAUACAAAAGUAUGAAAUUGGGGUUGUAAUCCAAAUAUAAAUAAAAACAGAUCAUGUACCUUUUUAUAAUAAAUAAUAACCUCCAUUAAAUGCCGAUUUCAUACUGUCUGUAAUAAUCUUGUAAAUAAUAAUGUCUUUAAAAAUUUGAAUUUACUUUCCAUUUUAAUAAUAAGUAAUAUUAUACAUACAUUAUUCUUUCAAACUUUUGGUAAUUUUAAAACUGAAUUUGCCACUGUAAUUAUACAAUAUUCAUUUAAUAUACCCUUAGGUUACUACAUAAAAAAUCUAGUAUAAGUUGUAUUUAACUCUGAAUUAUAUUUUUUAUUUACUUAAUAUUUUUCUAUCCAUCACCAUAUAGAAAUUAUAAUACUCGUAUCGUGAAAUUACUUACUAUAACUACUUUUCUAAAAUGAAAUUUUGAACUAUGCAACUGCAAUUAAAUGAUGUAUUUAAUAAACGUUUUAAUUUCGCCUAAGAAGUGGUAUGUAAUCGAUAAAA